AUGAUCAACUACGAGCCGGGUGACAACAUAAAGUUCCAAGUCAUGGACUAUGACAAAAAAGAUCAAGAUGACCAUCUCGGAUCAGCCCUGCUACAAAGCGGCGAUUUCCAUCCAGAUGGCUUCGAAGGCCUUCCAACAGUCUGGAGCAGGAGCCCAGUUUCAGCUGUGGCGUGUCCUAUUUCUCGAGCCGUUCAGAAUUGCUGCUUGUAUGCACAUUUACAUACAUGGUCCGUCUUAUGUGCCUUUUGA
Messenger RNA from Symbiodinium necroappetens, 249 nucleotides. The record is from the annotation of a GenBank genome assembly. NCBI's taxonomy places the organism in Eukaryota, Dinophyceae, Suessiales, Symbiodiniaceae.